Molecule: messenger RNA, 398 nt
Organism: Phytophthora sojae
Lineage: Eukaryota; Oomycota; Peronosporomycetes; Peronosporales; Peronosporaceae
Exons: 1
Coding region: 221-391 (56 amino acids)
Source: RefSeq, a predicted model, not a curated record
GUCGCUGUCGUCACGGCCGCCACCGACAUGUUCGCGGUGCUGCCGCUGCUGUGAAGCAACUGUGGCGUGCCCGACCUCAACAUCCGCAUCGGCGUGCACUUGGGCCCCGUGCCCGCUGGCGUCGUGGGCAGCAAGGACCCCUGUUUGGAGCAUCGCGCACUUCUUUGAGAGCAGCGGCGUGCCCGGCCGCACCCACAGCAGCGAGAACACGUGGGCCAGCAUGAACACGGAGAUGAAGAAGGAGACGCCAGGCCACGGCCUCAAGGUCAAGUACCAAGUGGUGCUCUCCAUCAGCGGCAGCUCCAAGAAGCUACGCAUGUGUGAUGGGAGCGUCCCCGACUAUCUAACGUCAUUGAGCACCCAGUACCAUAACAUCCAAUUGAGACUUUGAGCCGACC